Molecule: messenger RNA, 2232 nt
Organism: Yamadazyma jaroonii
Lineage: Eukaryota; Fungi; Ascomycota; Pichiomycetes; Serinales; Debaryomycetaceae
Source: the annotation of a GenBank genome assembly
AUGUCGGAGGCGGUAUCAAUUACUUUACCACCCUCGGUACCGUUCCCUGUGACCAUAUCAUCAAUUAUGUGUAAAGAGCAAGAUGACGUUAGAAAGCAUCAAAUGUUAUUUAAGUAUAAAUAUUGGGAUUAUCAAGAUGACCCUCAUAGUAAGGAAGAAAUUCCUCCUAAGAUUCGUGUUGAGAUGAUUGGGACUCAUGAAAGUCCUGUUGAAGGUAAAAUUACCCAAGUAUUGGUUAAACUUAAUGAAGAAAUAGGUCAUAAAGGUAUUGUUUUAUGUUUAAUUGAAGAACCAUGUGCUCAUGCAGUUCAAUAUGGAGGUCUUUGUGCUUUAUGUGGGAAAGCUGUGGAAGAUGAAAAAGAUUAUACCGGUUACAAUUAUGAAGAUAGGGCUACAAUUUCUAUGUCUCAUGAAAAUACUGGAUUAAAGAUUAGUUAUGAAGAAGCUACCAAGAUUGAACAAAAUACUACUGACCGAUUACUUAAGGAAGAAAAAUUGAUUUUGGUGGUAGAUUUAGAUCAAACAGUUAUACAAGCUACUGUGGAUCCCACUAUAAGCGAAUGGCAGAAAGAUCCUACCAAUCCCAACUAUAAAGCAGCUCAAGAAGUCAAAUCCUUUUAUCUUGAAGAAGAACCUAUCGUCACCGAAGCUAAUAAGUUGAAUGGUAUAAAGCCUCAGCCAUUAGUUUGUUGGUAUUAUGUCAAACUUAGACCUGGUUUGAAACGAUUCCUCCAAGAAAUGUCCAAAUAUUAUGAAAUGCAUAUUUAUACCAUGGCUACAAGAAAUUAUGCUUUAGCUAUAGCCAAAUUAAUUGACCCGGAAGGUAAAUACUUUGGUGAUAGAAUCUUAAGUAGAGAUGAAAGUGGUUCUUUGACUCAUAAAAAUCUUAAAAGAUUAUUCCCUGUUGAUCAAUCAAUGGUAGCUAUUAUUGAUGAUAGAGGAGAUGUUUGGCAAUGGGAAAGUAAUUUAAUUAAAGUAGUCCCAUAUGAUUUUUUCGUAGGUAUUGGAGAUAUCAAUUCGAGUUUCUUACCUAAGAAAUUCGGCCAAGUCACUGGACCUAGUAAAAGGAGAAAGUCAUUAGCUAAAUUAGAAGCAUAUGAAUUAGGUGAAACCAAAAAUGAAAAGGUCGAGGAAACCCCCAAAGAAUCACCUAAAAACAAUGAAGAUGAAGAAGAUAAAGAAAAUCCUAAGAAUCCAGUUGAUAGAAUGUUGGAAAUUGGAGGAGGUGAAGACAAUAAGAAUCUUUUAAUCGAACAAUCCCAACAACGAUCAUUAUCUAUUGAACAACAACAACAUGAUAGACCCUUGGCCAAAUUACAACAUGAUUUAGAGAAAAUUAACCAUCAAGAAAGCGAAGAUGAAGAUGAAGAUGAAGAAAUCGUUAAUGAUAAUUUACUUUAUGAUGAUGACACUGAAUUGGAAACUUUACAAGUAGCUUUAACCAACAUCUAUAAAGAAUAUUAUAAGAUGUACAAAAGUGGACAAACCAUAAAACCAGAUUUAACCAAGAUAAUACCACAAUUGAAAUCUAAAUGUUUAAAAGGUUUAACUAUUCUUUUUUCAGGAAUUUUACCCAUAAAUAUUCCAUUUGAGAAUCUCGAUUUGGUCAUCUUAUGUAAGCAAUUUGGAGCAACAGUAGUUAAUGAAGUUUUACCUGAAGUUACUCAUGUGAUUUGUAAGGAACCAAUUGAAGGUCAAGGAUUAACUUUGAAGGUUAAAAUAGCCAAAGACAUUUUACCCAAUGUUAAAAUUGUUAAUUCUGAUUGGUUGUUCUCAAGUUUAAGUAAUUGGAAGAAAAUGGAUGAAAGCAAAUAUUUAAUCAAAACUUCAGAUAAUAAUUGGAGAAUUGAUAAACGAGAUGUGGCAGAUUAUCAAAGAAACUUGAAUAAUCAAAUAAUGAUGCAAAAGAAUCGUCAACCACGACCUCGAUUUGAUUCCAUUACUUCCAUUGAAGAUUAUGAUUUAGAUAAUGCCAAUCAAGAAGUUGAUGAUUUCCUUGCUGAUCUUUCUGGAGAUGAAGAUGACGAUGAUGACGAUGAUGAUGAAGACGAUGAAGACGAUGAGGAACAACCAAGUAAAGUUGAUUCUUUCAUAAAAGAUGUGUAUAAGAGUAAAAAGAGAACAUUGGAAAUCGAAUCUGAUGAAGAAGUAUCCAAGAAACAUAAAUCCGAAGAUUUAGAAUUGGAUGAAUUAGAACAAGAAUUGUUAGAUGGAUUCGAUGAACUAGAUUAA